AUGGGUCUCCACGAAGACGAAGACCGCCAGUAUGCGGCGGAGGUUCAGGCUGUCAAGGACUGGUGGAAGGACUCGCGCUGGCGCUUCACCAAGCGUCCGUUCACGGCCGAGCAGAUCGUGGCCAAGCGCGGUAACCUGAAGAUUGAAUACCCCUCGUCUGUACAGGCAAAGAAGCUUUGGGGUAUUGUGGAGGAGAACUGGAAGAACAAGCAAGCCAGCUUCACCUACGGUUGUCUUGAGCCAACGAUGAUCACCCAGAUGGCCAAGUUCCUCGACACAAUCUACGUUUCCGGAUGGCAAAGCUCAUCAACCGCCUCUUCAACCGACGAGCCCUCCCCCGAUCUUGCAGAUUAUCCCAUGGACACUGUCCCCCGCAAGGUCAACCAAUUGUUCAUGGCACAGCUCUUCCAUGACCGAAAACAGCGUGAGGAGCGUAUCACCACCCCCAAGGAGCAGCGUGACAAGGUUGCGAAUGUCGACUACCUGCGACCCAUCAUUGCGGAUGCUGACACCGGCCAUGGUGGUUUGACGGCUAUCAUGAAGCUCACCAAGCUCUUCAUUGAGCGUGGUGCCGCCGGUAUCCACAUUGAGGAUCAGGCUCCUGGUACCAAGAAGUGUGGCCACAUGGCUGGAAAGGUGCUGGUCCCAAUCAGCGAGCACAUCAACCGUCUGGUUGCCAUUCGUGCCCAGGCUGAUAUCAUGGGCUCCGACCUCUUGGCGAUUGCCCGUACCGACUCCGAGGCCGCUACUCUCAUCACAUCCACCAUUGACCAUCGCGACCACGCCUUCAUUGUGGGCGCCACCAACCCCAACCUCCAGCCUCUCAAUGACCUGAUGGUCGCUGCCGAACAGGCCGGCAAGACCGGCGAGGCUCUGCAAGCCAUUGAGGACCAAUGGACCGCCCAGGCUGGUCUCAAGCUCUUCGACGAGGCCGUCGUCGACAUCAUCAAUGCCAGCGUCCCCGGCAACAAGAAGGGCCUGAUCGAGGAGUACCUCAAGGCCGCCAAGGGCAAGAGCAACUCCGAAGCUCGCGCCAUCGCCAAGGGCAUCACCGGCGGCUACUACCGCAUUCGUGGCGGUACUCAGACCGCUAUCAACCGUGCGGUCGCCUAUGCGCCAUUCGCCGAUAUGAUCUGGAUGGAGAGCAAGCUGCCCGACUACAACCAGGCCAAGGAAUUUGCCGACGGCGUGCACGCUGUGUGGCCCGAGCAGAAACUUGCAUACAACCUGUCGCCCUCGUUCAACUGGAAGAAGGCCAUGCCCCGCGACGAGCAGGAGACCUACAUCAAGCGUCUGGGCGAACUCGGGUACACCUGGCAGUUCAUUACCCUCGCCGGUCUGCACACCACCGCGCUGAUCUCGCACCAGUUCUCUCAGGCCUACGCCAAGAAUGGCAUGCGCGCGUACGGCGAGCUGGUCCAGGAGCCCGAGAUGGAGCUGGGUGUGGACGUUGUUACCCACCAGAAGUGGAGCGGUGCUAACUAUGUUGAUAACCUCCUGAAGAUGGUCUCGGGUGGCGUGAGCAGCACAGCCGCUAUGGGCAAGGGUGUUACGGAGGACCAGUUCAAAAACUGA
This is a messenger RNA of Penicillium chermesinum, 1575 nucleotides long. Its product is annotated as isocitrate lyase 1. Gene Ontology annotation, molecular function: isocitrate lyase activity. The transcript has 6 exons. The record is from RefSeq and is a predicted model, not a curated record. Gene Ontology annotation, biological process: carboxylic acid metabolic process. Bases 1 to 1575 code for a protein of 524 amino acids. NCBI's taxonomy places the organism in Eukaryota, Fungi, Ascomycota, Eurotiomycetes, Eurotiales, Aspergillaceae.